Penicillium brevicompactum is the source of this 633-nucleotide messenger RNA. RefSeq names its product ESCRT-III subunit protein VPS20. Gene Ontology annotation, cellular component: multivesicular body; ESCRT III complex. The record is from RefSeq and is a predicted model, not a curated record. Gene Ontology annotation, biological process: vesicle budding from membrane; late endosome to vacuole transport via multivesicular body sorting pathway. The transcript is spliced from 3 exons. Lineage: Eukaryota; Fungi; Ascomycota; Eurotiomycetes; Eurotiales; Aspergillaceae. Bases 1 to 633 code for a protein of 210 amino acids.
AUGGGAAAUUCGGGCAGUUCACAGAAGAUCUCGGCCCAAGAUAGGGCCAUCCUCGAUCUUAAAAACCAGCGUGACAAACUGCAUCAGUACCAACGCCGUAUAACAGUCCUCACUGAUCGCGAGACCGAAAUUGCAAAGGAAUGUCUUGGGCGCAAUGAUCGGCGGCGCGCUCUUCUCGCUCUCCGGCGCAAAAAGUAUCAAGAAUCACUACUUGCAAAGACAGAUGGACAGCUCGCGCAACUGGAGCAGCUGACCGGACAAGUGGAGUUCGCGCUUGUUCAGAAGGAUGUGCUAUACGGGCUGCAGCAAGGCACGCAGGUGUUGCAGACGAUCCACAAAGAGAUGGGUGGUAUUGAGAAUGUUGAGAGGCUGAUGGGUGAAACCGAGGAUGCGAGGGCAUAUCAAGAGGAGGUGAGCCAGAUGCUGGCUGGUCAUCUGACGAAUCAGGACGAGGAUGAGGUCGAGGAUGAACUGGAGGCUUUGCGACGCGAAGCUGCUGGGCCAGAAGUGCUGCCUGAUCCGGUUGUUUUGCCCAGUCCGCCUACUGCGAAACCUGAGCGGGUUCAAGAGCCCGCGCCCGAGCCUGAGAGGGCUGAGCCUCGGACAGAAAGGAGGGAGGCAUUGCCUGCGUGA